AUGGCGACACCAGACUCUGCCAAGCCGACAUACAUCUACAAACUCAUUCCCUCUGAUGCAGCCCCUCCGGAUCCCCUUCCGUCCGCUCUCCCUGUGAGUGAGCUUGACAGAUCAUCCGGCUUCAUCCACCUCUCGACCGCAAAACAGGUCCCGAACACGCUCAAACGCUUCUUCACGAAUGAAUCGCGUGUAUACAUCCUGCGCAUUCCGUAUGACCCGAUCGAGAGCAAUAUCAAAUGGGAAGACCCAAGGGGGGAGGCGGCCGGCCCCAGAGGCGGCGAAGGGAUGUUCCCCCACCUUUAUAACGACUUCAAGGUGGGAAAUGAAGAAGUCGAGAGUGUGGGCGUCUGGGACCGGAAGGACGGCCAAAGUUGGGACGAGGCACUGGAGAGCGCGAACGAGUGGCUUUUGUAUUAA
Messenger RNA from Fibroporia radiculosa, 417 nucleotides. RefSeq lists its product as uncharacterized. Lineage: Eukaryota; Fungi; Basidiomycota; Agaricomycetes; Polyporales; Fibroporiaceae. The transcript has a single exon. The record is from RefSeq and is a predicted model, not a curated record. Bases 1 to 417 code for a protein of 138 amino acids.